Blepharisma stoltei is the source of this 741-nucleotide messenger RNA. The record is from the annotation of a GenBank genome assembly. NCBI's taxonomy places the organism in Eukaryota, Ciliophora, Heterotrichea, Heterotrichida, Blepharismidae.
AUGAUUAUUAUAAUUGGAGGGGUCGCUAUUGGUAUCACUAUCGCAGCAGAAUAUAAUUUCAAGGCAAAUAUACUUGACCCGAAUAUGGAUUUUCGUACAUGGGAUAGCGUUUAUUAUAAAAAGCCUUGAACUCGAUUUCUUCCAUAUUUUAUAGGGGUCUUAAUAGGAUUUGUGUAUUUGAGAUAUACAAAACUAUAUGUGAACAAAGAAGAAGAUACACAUAAUGACCCAGCUUGUACAUUAAUAAUAAAAAAUAUCAGAAACACAAAAUUUGGAGCUAUAAUUAGCUUCUGUGUAGGUCUUGCGAUUAUUUUAUUUUUAAUUUUGAUACAAAGGCAGUUAUAUAGAGAUUUGACAAAUAGUAAUGUAUGAACAUCAGGAGAAAAUGCUGUGUUUAUCGGAACUUGUAGACUAGGGUUUGCGAUUGGUUUAGCAAUGAUUCUGCUGCCUUUGCUUUUAGGGAGGUUGAGGUUUAUAUAUAAAAUUCUGACCUUCAGAUUUUGGGGGUAUUUAGCAAAGAUUUCAUAUGCAGUUUACUUGUGCCAUAUGUCAGUUAUUGUUGGGUUUUUUGGAAAUACCGAAGGAUCGACUAUAAUUAGUGAAAUGCUAUUUGUAAAGUAUUUAAUUAUAUUAAGCUUGGCAUCUUGGCCUGCCGCUUUGAUUUUAUGGCUAAUUGUUGAAGAGCCAUCAUCUCUUUUAGAAAGACUAUUGAUGAGCAAAUUAAUCAAAAAAAUUAAAUAA